AUGUCCGACCCGGAUCCCGACCCUCAGCUUCAGCCCGAAAAACAAUCAACUCACGACCCAACCUCGAUCACCCCCACCGAGAAAGCCUCCGAUGCAUCCAAGAAGCCCGGCCGAUUCGAUAAGACUUUCGAAUCCGAGGAAAAACCAGUCCAUGCGCUGGUUGAUAUGAGUCUGAUCCAGCUCAAGGCGGAGGACCUCUACGAUAAGGAUAAGGUCGAUCUGGAACAGGUCGAGCUAGAUGAUGUUUGGGCACUCUUGCAAUGUACCGAAGAGGGCCUCACCGAAGCCGAGGCACAACGUCGGCUCGAAAUCUUUGGACCCAACAAGCUUGAAACCAAGGAAAUAAAUCCAUUCUUGCAAUUUCUUGGUUUUAUGUGGAAUCCGCUUUCCUGGGUCAUGGAAGCUGCCGCCAUCGUCGCCAUCGCCUUAUCUAACGGUGAAGGUGAACCCCCGGAUUGGCAGGAUUUCGUCGGAAUCGUCUUGCUGCUGUUGAUCAACUCCGCGAUCGGAUUCUACGAAGAAAGAUCUAAAGGGUAA
Molecule: messenger RNA, 537 nt
Organism: Puccinia graminis f. sp. tritici CRL 75-36-700-3
Lineage: Eukaryota; Fungi; Basidiomycota; Pucciniomycetes; Pucciniales; Pucciniaceae
Product: H+-transporting ATPase
Exons: 4
Coding region: 1-537 (178 amino acids)
Biological process (GO): regulation of intracellular pH; proton transmembrane transport
Cellular component (GO): plasma membrane
Molecular function (GO): P-type proton-exporting transporter activity
Source: RefSeq, a predicted model, not a curated record